GUAUAGCUAUGUUUGGUGAGAAGGCAGUGUCUCUUGUUAAGGAGCUACACAGAUGUCCUGACGAGCAACUCCAUCCUGUUAACGAGGAUUUACUCCGACAAGUUUACGCUGAGAUGGGUGCUCUGUUUGAAGCAAAUAAAAGUGAUAUUGAAAUCAAUGACGACAAUAAAAUGAUCCCAAGUAUACACCUGCGGCACAGUGCGUUGGAACACAACAGGCGCUGUGUAUUAGCGUACUUGAAACAGCGGCUUAACCGGAUAACCCAGUUCAGGUGGGAUCACGGAGCAGUUCUACCUGAGGAGAUACAAGUUAACAUGCAGGAACAUGAGAAGCAGUGGUUCAACAAGUACAACAAGUCGCUUGCAAACUACAUGUUGUCAAUGAACGGCCUGGACAUAACCCAAAACACCGUCCCUCCAAAAUCUCUGAAGAUACAGGUUAGAUGUCUCGAGGAGUACGGAGAAUUAGAGACAGAUUCGGGAGACAUAGUUAUGUUAACACUCAACUCCGAGCACUAUCUACCACUGUCAGAAUGUGAACAUCUUAUCAAACAGGGCGUCCUGCAACACAUGGGAUCCUGAAUAACAGUAUAACAUAGCAAUAUAGUGAAUGGAAGAACAUGCGGCUCCCGCCUUUUCUGAUUGCUGUAACGCGCGACGACAUUUUCGUGAUGGAAUAGCGCACACAGCAACUCGAAAAGCAAAAUCUGUCAGCAUGACAAUAUGACUGUC
Messenger RNA from Bolinopsis microptera, 731 nucleotides. Its product is annotated as DNA replication complex GINS protein PSF1-like. The record is from RefSeq and is a predicted model, not a curated record. Bases 9 to 581 code for a protein of 190 amino acids. Lineage: Eukaryota; Metazoa; Ctenophora; Tentaculata; Lobata; Bolinopsidae. Gene Ontology annotation, biological process: DNA strand elongation involved in mitotic DNA replication; DNA replication. The transcript is spliced from 5 exons. Gene Ontology annotation, cellular component: GINS complex.